Messenger RNA from Symbiodinium necroappetens, 260 nucleotides. NCBI's taxonomy places the organism in Eukaryota, Dinophyceae, Suessiales, Symbiodiniaceae. The record is from the annotation of a GenBank genome assembly.
GAUGAUGCCGAAACGGCUUCCUUCGCCGAUGAAAUGCCGGUGACUCCGUCCGUCGGCAGCACUGCCAAGCCGUCGCCAUCGAAUGUGGCAAAAGCAGGCGAUCGUGGUGCAGGGGACCGUGCUGCCGGCUUUCGUCCGGCGCCCAAUGGGACGCGCGUGAAUACCGUGGAAGAGCCCAUUCCGGAAUCAAAGCAUCCUCUUGGAGGGGUGCCGAACUUGGAGGACCUUGGGCAGCCGGAUCCCAUCCCAACUCACCUACA